AAUCACCCAAGCAUUCGAUCAAAUACGCAUCCCAGCACGACCCAAAAUACCUAGGUAGUCAAUUGCAAACACCCGCGCAUGCAAGUGAACCUCGCUGGCUGCUGUUGCCGCGAUGCUUGCCUAGCUUUGCAACUAUCAACAUGAACACGUUCACCGCGGACUAUUCGUCCAGCAUCAAUUCAACACCAGGCAAGGAGCCCCAGCAACAACAGCAGCACUCACGCCUGUUCCCAUCCAACACCCCACAGCUCCCCAGUACAACUCCUAUCGCGCCUCCUCCUUCUCAGAUCUUCGGCAGCUCGACCUUUGGCACAGGUGUCAGCAAGCUCCAGUUUGCUCAACCGGCCAAAUCGUCUCCUCCAGUUCGAUCGACAAAAUACAGUGUUGCUGGGUCGCGUACGAAGAAUGGAACGCCAGCCAACAUAAAAUCCAGACCGUUCCACACCUCGUUCGACGUCUCACAAGCUUCAGAAUACACGCAGCAAGAUGACGCCGAGUACUCAGAUGAAGACAUGGAAGAGGAGGGCGCGGAAGACGAGCCCAGUCGAUUCGGAUUCUCUCGAGGUUUCCAAUCGGUCAAUCAACAACCCGCUGCAUCACUCAUGAAGUUCAGUACUAUGAGCGAAAGAAACCGAGAUUCGAGGAUGUCUGCACCUCGCAGGACAAUGCGAAGCUCCAGGAUCUCCACUCUCCCCAAUAAGGGCAACGACACGGUAGUACCCAGCCUGGCGCAGAACAUAGCGACAAGAGCACAGCCGGCGUCGCUUGCCGAGCCAGACGAAGUCAUUUUGAAGACCGAACAGCUUCUCAGGCAACUCGACGAGCAAACACAGUAUCUCAAGGACAGCACCAGGGUUCUUCAAGCGGUCACUGAACAUGUUUACGAGUUAAUUGCAGAGUGGCGUCGAUUCGUGGACGUUGACCGACCUUCACUCGACAGUAACGAGAUCGGUCCCCAACCCUCAGCAUCGGCCUUCACCAAAGCAAACUAUCUCGCCUCACUUCUGCUCGCCUUGCGACAUCCGCCGCCUUCUCCUGACAACGCCAUGACUCCAAUGCCACAAAUCCUUCUCGACUGGCUUGAUGAGUACCACGUGUCCUAUGACCCCUUGUACAGCACUGUAUCCUCAGCUCGGCCUAAUUGCACCUCUCACGAGUUGUUCUGGGAUGCUGUGCAGAGUCUCGUGCUCCGAGGAAAAUUGCAGAUGGUCAUGCAACUCUUUGCGGACGCCGAUUUCAGGUAUGCUGCAUCGGCCAGAGACGAUGGUAUGGAUGAUGUUGGCUACAAAGGUGCCCAGUUACAGGCGGUGCAGAGUGCCAUCUACCGUGCUCGUGUUCUGCUCAAUUCCUGUCCCGUCAUCCAAUCUGACGACUGGAACGUCACAGGAUCUGACUGGGAUCUAUUCCGAUCCCAAUUAGAGGCGGAACUAGACAACCUGACAGAUCUCGCCUCGGCCCACGAAGACGUCGACGAUGAUGCUUCUUUCGAAGCCGAGAACUUCGGCCUGCGCAGACCUGGCAAAAGUCUGUUGGGAAAGCUUGGACAAAAGUCAACAUCAACAAUACCUUGGACCAUCUACCAGAAUCUCAAAAUCAUGUACAGCAUUAUGCUGGGAAGUGCCGAGGAAAUUGCAGCUCAGUCGCAAGACUGGCUGGAAGCGGCGACGUCCUUGACAAUAUGGUGGGAUGGCUCGGCAGAUGCUUCAGUAGCUCAAUGGAGCUUCGAUGUCAGCCGUGCGCACAAUUCGAGACAGGAGCCACUGAGCGAGGGUGACUUGUAUCUUGCCCGACUUCGACAUUCAUUUCUGAGUGUCACCGAUCCGAACGACAAAAACUCUUUUCAAAUCAACGGCAUGUCUCCUAUCGAGGUGGGCCUCGGGGCGGUUCUCCAGGGUAGUAUGCAAAUCACACUAGCAGUCCUUCAGGCUUUAUCACAUUGUGUUGCCGCUUCGGUGGCAGAAGUUGGUUCAAAGGUUGGCUGGCUGGACCUCGAGGGCCCGGCUCGGGCUGCUGGGCUUAAUGACGAAGAUCUCAUGGUGCUAAGCUAUGGCGCAGAAAAGCAACGUGUCACGAAGGACGAUUUGCUUCGGGCCUACGCAGAGCGACUCUUUGCCAAAGAUAUGCUACGUCUACCUGAUGGGGUUGCUGUCGAAGGCUGGGAAGUUGCCAUCUCCGUCGUGACAAGACUUGACGACCGUGAGGCAAUGCACACUGUUGUCAGUGACUUCCUUGACCAUCUCCAAGUGGUGUCACAAGAUCGGGCAGAGAAGCUCACCAACCUCUGUUCCGACCUAGGUCUUCAAGAAGAAGCCCGCAAGGUUUCUGAUCGAUUUGGAGACCAUCUCGUUAACAACACCACCGAGUAUGGAACAGCACUACUGUGUUAUGCUCGGAGUCAUGCGUCGCACAAGAUCCGUCAAUUGGUCGACCUGCUCAACAGUUAUUCGCUGGUCCAGUCUAGGGCAUACCCACCUGAUGAUGAGAUGGAUGAGGGACUGCAGAGCCUGGUUAGCAACCCCAAAAAUGCGCUGGCAGAUAUCGCCGAUGUGGAUCCUGAGGCCGCAGAGAUGUUGCAAUUCUACCUGGUCGGCUAUGCUUGUGUGCGACGAUUCUAUGCCCUACGCGACGAGGACGUCCUCCACACGAAAUCAUCAAAUCUCCGACCUCUUGCACGCCGCAGAGCCGCCUCCAAGGCUCUGGUGGCAGCGAUCAAUAGUGCAGCCGACAGCAUUUAUGGAGGCCUCUAUGAUCCUGAACGUCAAUCGGCCAUCCAGGUAGAUGGACUACUUACUCUGCUUGGAGAAUCCACGGCUCUUCUUGCUAGCGAUGGUCCUGCAAACAAGCCAACUUUCACAGCGUCGCAGAUUUACGCCCUUCUUGCUGCCAUUGAAGACUUGUCGACCGUCUCUACCCGGGUUUACGAUGCUGCCGAAGAGUGCCUACAAGCAGCGCUGAGGAAUUUUCAUGGUUCACAGCCUCCAAGUCCACAUGCGAUGCUGAAGAAGAGCAUGUCGUCUGGUACAAACUCGAAUUUCAGCUUCAGCAUGAUGGGUUCUGAGAUGCUGGCUAGAAGCGAGCUCACGAGCACAGGGACAGGGGGGAAAAGCGCCGGCAGCAGUGGAGUACUCGUGCCGGGGGCGAAUGGUGAUGCAGCAAGAGGUUGGGAUUGGAGAGCCAGGUUCAAAGACAAGGACGUCACUGGUCAUGAUGUGGUGAAAGCGCUGAGAAUUGCCCUGGCUGAAGAGCUGAGUAUUGUAGAACUGCAAUCUGACAAUUGAGCGCAGCGUCCACCGAGGUCGAUUGGGCCAUGUGGGGUGAUGGCAGAGCUGUAAUAUUGGGUAGAAGCCACCUAUGCAGCCUUCAUUGUCCGAGUAAUGAUCAUGAUGUCUUCAGCCGAGAUGAUGUACUCGUACAGUUCGAGGCUCGAUGCGUCCAGCGAAUCGACUGUGGCUUGCAUGAACAAGGCCCGAGCACUAUUUAGUCGUUCCCACAAAGAUAAAGAAAUGUGAUAUAACAAUGUGAGAGAUCAUCCAUGCGCUCAGUGCUCUCAAGUCACAGAUUCGAAGGCAUAACAUUGCCAUGAUAGAGGUUUGC
This is a messenger RNA of Exophiala viscosa, 3594 nucleotides long. RefSeq lists its product as uncharacterized. Gene Ontology annotation, biological process: positive regulation of DNA-templated transcription; protein import into nucleus; mRNA export from nucleus. Lineage: Eukaryota; Fungi; Ascomycota; Eurotiomycetes; Chaetothyriales; Herpotrichiellaceae. The record is from RefSeq and is a predicted model, not a curated record. Gene Ontology annotation, molecular function: structural constituent of nuclear pore. The coding region runs from base 141 to 3278 and encodes 1045 amino acids. Gene Ontology annotation, cellular component: nuclear pore outer ring. The transcript has a single exon.